UCCAACCAGAGUUACUUCCCCUCCGUAAAACACACGCAUAUCCAAGAUGGCAGACCCAGAGACGACCGAAGCUGGUGACAAAGUCCCGGCCAAAUGUGUCUUCUGUGACAUCUGCUCGGGACGGAGCGACAAGGAGAAAGUUUUAUACGAGGACACCGAUGUCGUCGUAUUCCCAGAUAUUCGACCAGUGAGUAGUCACCAUUAUCUUGUUACCCCAAAGCAACAUAUACGAGAUGCAAAACACCUAACAAGCGAGAAUAUUGGACUUGUGGAGAAGAUGGUCAAUGUUGGGAAACAGGUGUUGGAAGAGAAAGGAGGCAACGUGGAUGAUAUAAGGAUGGGUUUCCAUUGGCCCCCGUUUCAUAGUGUUAACCAUCUUCAUCUUCACGUUAUUUCUCCACUCAAAGAAAUGAGAUCUUUGUCUCGAGCCAUGUUCAAACUCAACUCCUUUUGGUUCGUCAGUCCAGUUUGGGUCCUUGCCAGACUGAAGAAUUCCGCUGCAAAACAAGCCGGAAACUAACAAGUUUCCUCAUGAUGACGAUGAUGAUGAUGAUGGUGAUGAUGACGAUGACGACGAUGAUGGUGGAGGUGGAAAACGAUGUCAGUGACGAUGAGAUGAUGGUGAUGCCGUAAAAUAAACACAUGAAACUCCACCUUGUUUUAUGUGUGCGUGUCUGUGUUUGUGUGUGUGUGUGUGUGUGUGCGACUUCUUUUUGUUUGAAGCCUUUUACAUAUCGACUUUCAGUUCAGUAGACUGUGGCCAUGCUGGUGCAAUCGCUGUCAUUUGUUAUUGUUUAGUGUUCAUCAAGACAGGAAAAAAAAAAACCCAACAAAAAAACCCCCCAGACAAACGCCUCUUUCUCCCCCCACUCGUCUCUACUUUCACUUUCCUAUUUAUCUCACCCCCACCGCUAUCACCCCUACCCCCACUGCAGUUUCCCACCACCACCACCACCACUAUUGCUGCCUCUGAUGCUGAUGCUAUGACCGCCGCCAACACCUCUACCGUUGCCGUUGUCACCGCUGCCAUCGCCUACCACCAUCCGCCUCCACCAUCGAUGACAUCCAGUUCUGCCUAACCAUAUCUGCAUUGCAUACACACAUACAUAUUUACACCUACCCCCAUACAUAUCCACAUGUCUAGCUCUCUCUCACACAUACACACAUACAUAAAAAUAUACUUGGUAUAUUACAUGCUUAUACAAAUGUGUAUAUAUGUAUGUGUGUAUAUAUCUAUAUACACAUAUUUAUACAUACACAUAUACCCACAUAUAUAUAUAUACAUAUAUAUAUGUGUGUCCUAUAGCAGACAUGGAAAAUCUUUUUCGAGAAGUGGGCUCACCAUCAAACAGGUCACACUACAAAAAUAAUUCAAGAUAAUUUUUCAUUAGGCACACCAUUCAGAAAGUCUCAUGGCCCAAGGGCCGCAUUUUUGCCCACGACUAUUCUUUAGUAAAAUUUCCACUUGUAAUUGUUGACUCAGUUCAAGAAACGUUGUUUCAAAUAUUUCUAAUCCUCUUCUGUUUUUCAACUCUUUGCUGCCUCAUCUACCUUUUUUUUUCUUUUCUCUUCCUUCCUCUUAAUGUUGUCUCCGAAUUCACUAUCUGUCUCUCUUAAUUUUCAAUUUUAUCUCCUGCUGUUUUUUCUUCUUCUCCUUUAACUACUAUAAUAAUAAUAAUAAUAAUAAUAAUAAUAAUGAUUGUUUACUGUCAAUGUCGCAGAUGAGAGGAAGAACAGUUACAAAGAUAAUGAUUAGGGAUUUACAUAGAAAAAUUGAAUGAGGGUAAUAAUAAUCAUGAUAAUGACUCUCCUAAUUAAUUCUCCUAAUUAAGUUCAGCCCUUCAGCAUUUGGGUUACUAUCAAAUGUGUUAUUUAUUCACAUUGUUUUGAAUUAAUCAUGCAUUAUCUUAUGACUUUGAGAUAUCAAUGACGUGAUUAUUUUAUUUUUUGAGGAUGAUAUUGUUGGCCAGGUAUGAGAGGUUGGAUCUGGCCAGUUUCAGUUUGAACAUAAAUGAUGCAGAAUAUUUUGUCCAGAUACGGUCUAAAUACUUUCAAUGAUGCGAUUGUUUAUUUUUUUUAGGAUGACAUUGUUGGUUAGGUACGAGAGACUGGAUCUUGCCAGUAGUUUGACCAUAAAACAGGCAGACUAUUUUGAUCAGAUUGUUUUAAAUGUUAAAGGUUUAAGCAAUUAAUUUUGAGGGCAAGGGCCGUUAGAUGAUAAAUUGACUUUAGCACUUGAGUGAUACUUGAUUUAAACAACCCCAGUGGGAUGAAAGUUGAUGUUGAUGGGAUUUGAACCCACAAUGUAAAGAUUUGGAAGAUACUGUUUGGCACUUUUUCUGAUAGUCUAAUGCAGUGGUUUUCAACCAGGGUUCCGCGGAACCUUAGGGUCCCGCCAGUACAGUCCAGGGGUUCCGCAAGAAGUUACAAAACUGUUAAAAUCGGCAGUAAUUUUUAAUUCUUCUGUGCAAAUAUGUGUGCAUAAGACUAUUAAAUUAUUGCACAGGGGUUCCUCGACCCAGUAGAAUGUUUCCUUGGGGUUCCGCUCCAGCCAAAAGUUUGAAAAGCACUGGUCUAAUGAUUCCACCAGCUUGUGGUCUUAAUGAUAGUUUAUUAUAUAAAUCUACCAUAAACUAUAAGUUUACCAAGAGAUGACCAGAUAGUAUAUAUUAUAUGGCUGACAUAAUUUUCCAUGAAACCAAAAUGCGUAAUUUAGAAUUUGACAUUGCUGUACCAAAUGAAUGUAACAUUGCAUAGAAACAAACUGAAUGGUGAAAGAAUUCUUCCAAGUAACUCAUCUGUGAAAUUAAUGGUAUUCAUGUUAAGAUAUAUGUCUGUCAUUUGUAUUUAGUACAACUGGAAAGGUACACAACCAUUUAUGUAAAGAUCUCGACAGAUUACCUGUGAAAAUGGACAUGGGCAUGUUCGAGAAAAUAACAAUGCUGGCUCUGUGAACAAAAUUUAGGGCAUUCUUGUACAAAAUUUGUUAACUUUUACAUUUGUUGUAUGCAUGUUUUUCAAGAUAUAUUUAAUUUCUUUUGAUGUAUUGAAGGAAAUUUUUGAAGUUGAUUCUGAAAGCAUGAAUAAUAGUUGUUAAUGGUUAUGAUAUAAACUGAAAAAAAAAGAAUUAAAAAAAAGAGAAUGAGAUGGAAGUGUCUGUUAGAGAAGUUUAAAAGAAAUGUGACACAAGAUUAUCUGAUUGUUGUGAUAUGUGGGAAUAAUAGCAUUCAUUUACCUCUGACCUUCCAUCCAAAAGAGAGAAGAAAAUAUUUGCUUGAAAUCUUUAA
Messenger RNA from Octopus sinensis (East Asian common octopus), 3287 nucleotides. Its product is annotated as histidine triad nucleotide-binding protein 3-like. The record is from RefSeq and is a predicted model, not a curated record. Bases 47 to 520 code for a protein of 157 amino acids. Gene Ontology annotation, molecular function: catalytic activity. The transcript has 5 exons. NCBI's taxonomy places the organism in Eukaryota, Metazoa, Mollusca, Cephalopoda, Octopoda, Octopodidae.